This is a messenger RNA of Onychostoma macrolepis, 4370 nucleotides long. Its product is annotated as NACHT, LRR and PYD domains-containing protein 3-like. The record is from RefSeq and is a predicted model, not a curated record. Lineage: Eukaryota; Metazoa; Chordata; Actinopteri; Cypriniformes; Cyprinidae. Gene Ontology annotation, molecular function: protein binding. The transcript has 10 exons. The coding region runs from base 265 to 3333 and encodes 1022 amino acids.
UUGGGAUUGCUCUUUCCCGGGUGUGUAACGGAGAAUAAAAGUUAAGAGGAGUUCAGACGCUCUCGUUUAUUGUUUUCUUAUUCAUUAGUGUUUAGGCGAACUCUGCACGAACGCUCGUUACAAUCGCAAAUGUUUAGGCAGGAGUGUGUACCUGUUGAAAUGUGGAUCGCCAAACGCUGCACGCCGUAGAUCAGGCACGGUGCCGGAGAACUUUAAGCCCUGCAAACUAGAUGAGCUGGAAGAAGAAAACAGAAGGAAGUCGAGAUGAACAGCACCACUCACCCUGAAAUCAGUGUUGAUCAGAAAGCUGAGACAGGAGCAACUUUAAAUGCUCCCACAUUGAUUGGAAACACCAUAACAUCAGUAAUCUUCAACUUCAACCCUGAAAGAACUGAGCCACAAAAAUCUCAAGAUACAGAGAAACACACAGGAAAACAAGCUGCAGAGGACCAUAAAGCUGCUCUUCAUGAUUACGCAGAGAUCAGCCGCAGACUGAAGAAGAAAUUAAAACAGGACUACCAACAGAUAUUGAUUGGUAAUUCACAGAAGGGUCAUCAGCAACACCUGAAUGAUAUAUACACAGAUCUGUAUGUGGUGGAGAACGAGACUGGAGGAAUAGAGAGUGAGCAUGAGGUGAUACAAAUUGAAUCGAGUCGCAACAGAUUUGCCACUGACACACCAAUCAAAUGCAACGACAUGUUCAAAGUCCAGAGUGAUACGGGUCAACAAAACAGAACAGUGUUGACAAUGGGAAUUGCAGGGGUGGGAAAGACUGUCUCUGUCAAUAAAUUCAUCCUUGACUGGGCUGACGGAAAAGAAAAUCAGGAUAUAGUCUUCAUUUGUCCACUCCCAUUCCGUAGACUGAAUUUGAUUAAAGAAGAGUUCAGUCUCAUAGGACUGCUUAACAAAUACGUCUUUAGUGGUCGUGAAGAACUGCGCUUGCCCUCUCUUCCUGAAGGGGAUGGUAAAGUCAUGUUCAUCUUUGAUGGGCUGGAUGAAUGUCGCUUCCCUUUAAGCUUUAAAGGGGAUGACAGCUUUACUGAUGUUAAUGAAAAAACAACAGUGAGUAUCAUAAUAACAAACCUGAUCAAGAGACAUCUGGUUUCCUCUGCUCUCAUCUGGAUCACAUCCAGACCAGCAGCAGCCAGUCUGAUACCAAGAGACUACAUUGAUCAGGUGACAGAGGUGCGAGGAUUUAACGAUGAGCAGAAAUUGCAAUACUUCAACAGAAACAGCAGUGCUGAGGUUGCUGGAAACAUCAUCCGUCACAUCAGGAAAUUCAGGAGUCUGUACAUCAUGUGCCACAUCCCCGUCUUCUGCUGGAUAUCUCUUACUGUUCUUCGGCCUCUGCUGGGUCGAGAGAGCAAUGACAAAACUCCCACUACUCUCACAGGGAUGUACACAAACUUUGUACUUUCUCAGAUGCAGCAGAUGAAAAAAAAAUACAGUGAUGAUCCUGAAUCUAAGGCCAAUGAGAUUAUUAUGAAGCUUGGGAAACUGGCCUUUCAUCAGCUGAUGAAAGGCGAGCUGAUUUUUUACAAAAAACAUCUUGAGGAAUGUGGAUUAGAUGUCAGUGAAGGGUCAGUGUUCUCUGGGUUAUGCACUGAGAUCUUUCAGGAAGAAAACGCUGUUUUAGAAGGAAGUAUUUAUAGCUUCGUACAUCUUAGUGUCCAGGAAUUCCUUGCUGCUCUGUAUUCAACUUUGAUUGACAAAAAGGAGAAAGAAAACCUCUUUUUUCAAUCCUGGAUAGAAAAACUGACAUGGAAACUCUCUAAAAAGCCACAGUUUCAAUUUCAUAAGGCUGCAGUCAAGAAGGCUUUAAAAAGUGAGAAUGGACACCUAGACCUUUUCCUUCGGUUCCUGCUGGGUCUCUCAAUGGAGUUCAAUCAGAGUUACAUAAAGGAACUACAGCCAGAACUAGAGCUCAAAUCAGAGAACAUGGAAUACUCUGCUGACUAUAUCAAAAAGAAAAUAGAGAAGGAGAAAUCAGUGGAAAGAACCAUCAACCUCUUCUACUGUCUGACUGAAAUGAAAGUUGACUCUGUUGAGGAAAUACAAAAGAAACUGAGAUCAGGACAACUUUCACAUGAUCUCUCCUCUGUUCAGUGGUCUGGUCUGGUUUUCGUGCUCCUGAUGUCAGAAGAGGCUCAAGAGAAAUUUGAACUGCAGAAAUACAGAAGAUUUGAUGAAGCAGUGAUGAGACUGCUGCCUGUGAUCAAAAACACCAGAAAAGCACUGCUACAUAACUGUAAUCUCACUACUCAUUGUUGUAAGAGUUUGUCUUCAGUUCUAAAUUCUUCAGUCUCUGUCCUGAGAGAGCUGGACCUGACCAACAAUGACCUGAAGGAUUCUGGAGUGAAGCUUCUUUCUGAUGGACUGAAGAGCCCACACUGUCAUCUGGAGAUUCUGAGGCUACAUAACUGUAAUCUCACUACUCAUUGUUGUCAGAGUUUGUCUUCAGUUCUAAAUUCCUCAGUCUCUGUCCUGAGAGAGCUGGACCUGACCACCAAUGACCUGAAGGAUUCUGGAGUGAAGCUUCUUUCUGAUGGACUGAAGAGCCCAAACUGUCAGCUGGAGAUUCUGAGGUUGUCUGGCUGUAUGGUGACAGAGGAAGGCUGUGGUUAUCUCUCUUCAGCUCUGAGUUCAAAUCCCUCACACCUGAGAGAGCUAGAUCUGAGCUACAAUCACCCAGGAGAUUCAGGAGUCACGCUGCUCUCUGAAAAACUGGAGGAUCCAAACUGCUCACUGAAAAAACUCAAUGUGGAUCAUAGAGGAGAGUCCAUGAUUACAGCUGGACUACAGAAAUAUGCCUGUUUUCUCACACUGGAUCCAAACACAGCACACACUGACCUCGUUCUCUCUGAGAAGGACAGAAAUGUGACAAAUGUGGGAGAGAAACAGUCGUAUCCUGAUCAUCCAGACAGAUUUGAUCAUGUGUAUCAGGUGUUGUGUAGAGAGAGUGUGUGUGGACGCUGUUACUGGGAGAUUGAGUGGAGUGGAGAAGAUGGUGUGCGUUUAUCAGUUUCAUAUAUGAGCAUCAACAGGAAGGGACGGGGUGUUCAGUCCGAGUUUGGAUCUAAUGAUCAGUCCUGGAGUUUAGCCUGCUCUCCUGACAGAUACUUAUUCAGACACAAUGACAAAUAUAUUGAUCUCCCUGUAGAGUCCAUCAGCGGCAGUAGAAUAAGAGUGUAUGUGGAUCACAGUGCAGGAACUCUGUCCUUCUACAGCGUCUCUGACACAACGAGCCUCAUCCACACGGUCCAGACCACAUUCACUCAGCCGCUCUAUCCUGGGUUUACUGUUCAUUUGAAAUCAUCAGUGAAACUGUGUUGAUGAAUCAGAAUACACUGAUGAGAGAUUCUACCCAUAAUGCUUUGAGCUGCAUGAUAAAUCAGUAAUAGUGACAAUAAAGACAAUCUCUAAAGACAAUCAUUUAUUUCUACUGCCAUUAGAGCAAGUGUAUCAGCAAAUAACAUGUUUGAUGUCUUACAUAUGCUUGGUGUUUUAUGUUAUGCGUGGUGUGCUUUAUUUAGAUCUUUACCUAGUAACUUUCUUUUGAAUAGAUUGCCAUGUGUAGUAUCAUGUUAAAACGUAUUUCAAAUGCAGGAAGUUGAAAUUAAUUUUUUGUCGAUUUUCAGCCUCAUAUGAAUGAUGAAUACUUUUAUAAGAAGUUAUUAGAAAUAUUCCUCACAUGAUGGAUGAAGCAUUAAGUUAAUCUAUGCAUGAAGAAGAACCGUGCGGGGCGUGGCUUCGCCCUGUAGAGACAAUCUGAACAGAAUCCAGCCCGUUAAAACUCUGUGACACAAAGCUCAUUUGCUGCUGGAAAAACUUGGCUGCUUGAAAACUUUGGUCUCGCCUCACUGGUCGCGCUGCGAAGCGCCUACAGCCUUAACAUCAGGUUGACCAUCCAAGACUUCAACACUCCUUCAAACUUCUGACCAAAGAAACUUUCAAAGCCUGAAGCCGCUCAAGAACUUCAAAGCAUUAUCACCCUUGCAUCACCAGGAAGCCAACCAAUCGCAAAAAGGGGUUCCCCGAGUGACGUCACGGGGACGCAUCAGCAGCCCCAGGAUUUCCCAAACAGGAAGGAAAGGGAACCGGAGAGUACCUCUCAACUCAACUUAGAGCAAGUAACAAACUCUCUCUCCAUAUUUCUGAUGGAAACUGGUUGAAUUAAUCUUUAAGAAAAGAUACUAAAAUCCUCUGUUUGUGAUUUCCUCAGGCCGAACAUACAAUACUCUCAGAAAAGAGUAUUAGAACUUUAAACUUUCUUCAAAUCGCAAACCCUCCUGCCAGAACGUGUGUAUGUGUGUGUAUGUGUUUUGUUAGUAUUGUAUCAGAAUAGCAAAUAAACUUUCAUUUAUAACGAG